CCCAUCUCUGCGAAUUCCUACCCGAAGAAGAACCCUACCUGUAACACCCCGAUUUUAGCGAUCUAGUUACUUUAAUCUUUUAUUUUAUUUAGUCAGUUAAAUAAGAUUAUUGUAUGAAUAAUGUGAUUUAUUGUUUGUUCAUGUGUUUUUCUGGCAGGUAACGUUGACCGGUAAGCUCUAAUAAUUUUAAGUGGAGAAAUAAGUAAUGCUUUAAAACUUAAUCAGUUUAUUUUGAAAUAGAAAAUACUUUUAAUGUUGAUAUUUUUUUAGAGAGAAUUAGAGACCCAGAUCAGUUAAUUGGGCCGACUAAGUAUUCUUUAUUAUUAUUUUAAAAACCCUUAAGGAGUAUACGUAUGUAGGUUAGCAAUAUAUUUAUCAGCCCUAAAUUUUCCCACAUACGUCAACAUUCCUUCUUGUAGCAGUCCUCUUUUCUCUUCCUCUCAAGUCUCAAAGUACUUCUUCCUAAAUUCAAUCAAGAGCUUCUAUUCGAGUUACACAUCACCAUCUUGCCGGGUAAGCUUCUCGUUUAGUCGUUUAUGUGCUUUAUUUUCUACCGUGAGAUCAUCAUUUAGAUUUUGAAAUCCUACUAGUUUUGGGGUUAAUCUUUUGCGUAUAAUUCAAAAGUUCGACUGCUGCUAUCACUUAUUUUCACCUCCUAUAUGGGCUGCUAGCAAUUUAAUUCUUUUAAGUUGGGUGAGUUUUGUUGCUACACCAGUUUUGGCUUCACUUGAGUAUUCACGUGUUAAUGGGGUAUUGUUAUAAGGGGUUUUAUUGAUAGUAUUUUGAGUUCGUAUAAGUUUAUGAGUUUAGGGAUUAUUUUGAGUUCCUCCAUUGCUUUUAAUUUAAUCGUGGAUCAAUUUGGCUGUUCAACUCUUUUCAGUUUAAAAAGAAGUUUAUGUACAGUUUUGAAAACAGAUCUAUUUCUUAAAACAGAUCAGUUGGGAAAGUUUCAUAAAUUCAAGUAAAAUUUUGCGGUAGAAUAAACUUAUAGCUAGAUUUUGCAGAUUUAGCCUAACUAGGUGUGCUUCCAGAUCUUUAAAUUGUAAAAUGUCAUUUUAUAUCCAAUCUGGAAACUCAUGAACACCAUCGUACAUGAUUGAGAUAGGUAGCCAUUUUCUUUUUCCACCUGAAGUUAGUAUGCAGCAGUCAUAUUUUUCAUGAGGAUUUGCUUUAUUUGAAAAGUGAGGUUUUUAUUAGAUUAUUUCAUUUAAAUAAAGAUUAAAAGAAGAGCUUAUCGGAAGACGUUAUCUGGGAGUCACAUUUAUUUGAGUAUUUGCAGUUCAGCCUCUACAGGUAAGUUCACUACCACCUGUACAUGUUUGUUCAACCAAAUGCAAGAAGUCUGGUUGAUUUUUAAUAGAUAAUUUUAGACUAUUUGCUAUUAUGUGAACUACGUGAAUUAUGUGAUGAGUUAUUUUAUUGCUAAAUUAAGUUAUGUUUAUUAUCUGGCAUAGUCAAGAUUUGUUAGUACUUUCGUUUCCAGAUUUAAUGAUGUUUAGUCAAACGUCACCAUAAAAAGAACUAAUACUUAAAGUGAAAGAUUAAGUGAUAUGUACUCGGGAACUAGAUCCCUCAGAUUAGCAGUUUUAGUUUUAGAUAGUCCGAUAUGUUUAGUGGGUCGCUCCCCUGAGCUGUCGGAUUGGCGCCAUUGAGUACAUAUCACGGGCCCACAGUUAAAAUUAGCCACAAAGAGUUUAUAGAAAGUUUAUGAGAUCUCUUUCAGAAAGAUUUACAGAAAGUUUUUGAGAUCUCUUUCAGAGAGUUUUACAGAGAUGUUUUCAAAAAAAAAAAAAAAAAAAAAAAAAUUGAGAUCUCUAGCAGUUUUAAGAAAAAUAUUUUAGGAAAUAUUUUUCCUUUGAGAUCUCUCUCAGAAUGUAAUAGAGAAGUUAUGUGUUAGUUGUUUGUUCAGUGCAUGCUUAUAGCCUAAAUUUUAUCUAUUGAUAAAUUGGCAUAGACUUCUAGAUAUUUUUGUGGAUCCAUAGUGACUUACUAAGCGUAAAGCUUAUCAGUUUCUUUCUUCGCAUGUACAGAUACUAAAGGUAAGGCCAAGGCCUAGGAAGGUGAUGAAAGAGUGGAACGCGUGCCAAGAUGAGUUGACGGGGACGACCUUGGCGGCUUCCAGCUAGCUAUUAUUAUGUCUCAUUAUUUUAGAUAUUGUUCUAAGGAGUUUAUUAUUAUUAUUAUUAUUAUUUUUAUUUAUGGUUUGAAGUUUGAAUAAAUUCCUGGAUCCAGGUGGUUAUCACAUUUGCUAGUGAUAACUAGACUUUAUUGAGUUUUUAUUUGGAGUUAAAUUUUAGCUACAUUUGAGAUUUUAUCAGGGUUAUUUCUUAAACAAACGGCCGUUAUAUUGCAGUUUAUUUUUAAAAGUAGUAUGCUAGUGUAGCGUUUCCUUUAACCCUGAGAGGGGCGUUACAAAUUUGGUAUCAGAGCCCAUGUUGUCCCGUAACUUCACUUGUCACCGUACACGUGCUCAUCAUCUUCCAAGUAAGUAUUUAAAGCUAGUUUUUAUAUUUCUGUACAUGAGCAAGAGGAGUUUAUUAGAUAGAGAACAAAGAUAUGAAUGUCUUUCCUUUUUAGUAAUGUGUAUGGCAUAUAAAUAAAAAGUUUAUAUUUAGGUGCCUUAAGAAAAUGAGGAGAACCCGUGGUACCAAUGCACAAGGGAACAGUAAUGAGCAAGGAAACAUUCACGAGCAAGAUUUGGUAGGUAUUGUGGCGCAACUUCAGAGGCAGUUGCAGGAGCAGCAACAGAUCAUCGACCGUUUGACCGCGAACAAUCAAAGGGGCGGAGCUCAAGGAGGAAAUGCUGGUAAUAAUCAAGGCGUGGGAAACGGAGCACCGAGGCGAGAACCCCUAAUGAUCACUUGGAGGAAGAUCAAGCCCGCAGAUUUUGAGGGGGGUCCUGACCCUCUAGCUGCUCAAGGAUGGUUGAAGACCAUUGAAGGCAUUGUUAAUGGUUUAGAACUGGCAGAUAAUGACAAGGUUCGAUGCGCAUCAUAUAGCCUCACCAUGGAUGCUCGGAUAUGGUGGGAGACUGUUGAAACAAGGUAUGAUAUUGCGCAGAUGACAUGGGAGCAGUUCAAAGAGGAGUUCACCAACCAAUAUUUCAACGCUAGUGUCACACGGAAGUACCAGGAUGAGCUUGAGAAUCUACGUCAGGGAACCAUGGAUGUAGCAACCUUGGCAGCACAAUUUCAGAGACUACUACGUAUUUGCCCUACAGCUGCUCCGACAGAGAGAGAUAAGGUGAAGUUGUUCCUGAAAGCACUUAGGAAGGAUAUAGCGGUUCACUUGGAGGACGGUAACCAUACCCCAGUUACAUUAGUCGACUGUGUCCUUAGAGCAAGUCAAAAGGAGUACUACCUUCCUAGCGAUCCAGUGCCCGCUCAGCCGCAAUCUGUGCCACUGCAGUCACAGAAUCAGCCACCGGGAUACACGAGUAGCUCGAAGAAUCACAAGAAGAGGAGCUUUAAGAGCAGUAAUAGUAAUGGCAAGAGAGCUGGACAUCAUCAGGAGCAACAAAAUAAAAAGAUUAUGUUUCCACAGUGUGCUAAUUGUGGUCGUAAUCAUCUAGGCCAGUGCAGAUUGGGUUCCAGCGCUUGUUACACUUGCGGUCUUGAGGGCCAUAUGUCUAGAGAUUGUCCAAGGAAGAAUCAGCAAAGCUACCAGAUCACUCAGAUACCAAGGAAUCCAGCACCUCCAGCGGUCGUCCAUAAUAUGCAGGCUUAUCUAGAAGGACCAUCCAUCCAGCAGGGACGCCUUGAGGCACCACCAGAGGCCCCGGUUGCUAGAGUGUUCACCAUCUCCAAGGAAGAGGCAUCUAUAAAUCCCGGAGUUGUCACAGGUCAGAUACUUGUUCUAAACAGAUAUGCUAAUGUGUUAUUUGACACAGGAGCCACACAUUCCUUUGUAUCUCUUGAGUUUGCUAGACCCUUAGCAACACGUCAAGAUAAGUUAGAUUAUAAGUUCACCACAGCACUUCCGUCGGGAGAGAUCAUGUUGUCAACUCAUUGGCUACGAGGAGUGCCAAUGAGUAUUGCGGGAAGAGAGUUAUUUGUAGAUCUGAUUGUGCUCAACAUGAAGGAUUAUGAUGUGAUUCUCGGCAUGGAUUUUCUGCAGAAGUAUAACGCUUCAAUUAUAUGCCGAAAGAGAAUUGUUAGUUUUGUGCCUGCAGGGUCUGAUCCUUUCUUAUUUCUUGGGGAACCAAAAAGAUCAGGGAAGGUGAUGAUUUCAGCAUUGCAAGCAGGGAGACUGAUUCGAGGUGGAUGUGCAGCUUUCUUAGCUCACGUAGUAGACAAAAACUCAGGGGAACCUAUGCAGCUUUCUGAAGUUCCCGUUGUGGAAGGUUACAGUGAUGUAUUCCCCGAAGAUCUUUCAGGAUUACCACCCAGUAGAGAGAUUGAGUUCGAGAUUGAGUUGCUGCCCGGCACCGCACCGAUUUCCAGAGCACCGUAUCGAAUGGCCCCAGCAGAGUUACAAGAACUCCAUAAGCAGUUGCAGGAGUUGCUAGAGAAAGGUUUCAUUCGGCCCAGUUACUCACCGUGGGGAGCUCCGGUAUUAUUCGUGAAGAAGAAGGAUGGCACAAUGAGAUUGUGCAUAGAUUACAGAGAGCUCAAUAAAGUGACUAUCAAGAAUAGGUACCCCCUGCCUAGAAUUGAUGACCUGUUUGACCAGUUGAAGGGAGCAGUGAUUUUCUCCAAGAUUGACCUUCGUUCAGGGUAUCAUCAGCUAAGAAUCAAAGAAGGAGACAUCCCAAAAACAGCUUUCAGGUCGCGGUAUGGACACUAUGAAUUUGUGGUUAUGCCUUUCGGCCUAACUAAUGCUCCAGCGGCGUUUAUGGAUCUUAUGAAUAGAGUGUUCAGGGAGUUUCUUGACAAGUUUGUCAUUGUUUUCAUUGAUGAUAUUUUGAUCUACUCAAAGUCAAAGGAGGAGCAUGAAGAACACUUGAGAGAAGUACUGGAGACACUGAGAAAACAUAAGCUAUAUGCUAAGUUUUCAAAGUGUGAGUUCUGGCUUGACCAUGUAGCAUUCCUUGGCCACGUAGUUUCAAAGCAGGGAGUUUCGGUGGAUCCCUCAAAGGUGGCGGCUGUUCAAGAUUGGAACAGGCCAAAGAAUGCGAAAGAAGUUCGAAGUUUCUUAGGCCUUGCGGGGUAUUAUAGGAAGUUUGUGGAAGGCUUCUCUGCUAUAGCUCUUCCAUUGACUACCUUGACUCGUAAGGGUAAGAAAUUUGAGUGGACUGAUCGUUGUGAGAAGAGUUUCCAAGAGCUGAAAAAUAGGUUGACCUCUGCACCUGUUUUAACACUCCCAGAAGGCAAGGAAGGGUUUGUUAUCUACACAGACGCAUCGAAGAUGGGACUUGGAGCAGUUCUUAUGCAGAAUGAACGAGUCAUUGCGUACGCAUCUCGGCAACUCAAGGAGUAUGAGACGAAUUAUCCCACCCAUGACUUGGAGUUAGCAGCAGUGAUUCAUGCCUUGAAGAUUUGGAGACAUUACUUGUAUGGGGUCCAGUGCAAGAUCUUCACCGAUCAUAAAAGUCUGAAAUAUAUAUUCACGCAGAAGGACCUCAACAUGAGGCAAAGAAGGUGGCUUGAAUUAAUCAAAGACUACGAUUGUGAGAUCCUUUAUCAUCCAGGGAAGGCCAACAAGGUAGCAGAUGCACUUAGUAGGAAGUCUUCUGCAACACUAAUGGCUAUGAUGGUAAUAGAUCCAAAGUUGAAGAAGGAAAUUGAAGAUUUUGAAUUAGAGGUUGUAAGUGGGCGACUAGCGGCUAUGACAGUGACUCCAGCAAUAUUUGAGGACAUAGCUAUGAAGCAAGAACUUGAUCCCGAGUUGGUUAAGUUGAAGGAGUGCGUCAAGGAGGGACAAUGUCCCGAAUUCCGUUUGGAUGAGAGUGGGAGAUUAUUACUUCGAAACAGGUUGUGCAUUCCUGAUGUCGAGGGGUUGAGGAAGCAGAUUAUGAAGGAGGCUCAUGACACACCAUUCACUAUGCAUCCUGGUGCGACCAAGAUGUACCAUGACUUGAAGAAAAACUUUUGGUGGUCAGGAAUGAAGAAAGAUGUUGCGAAGUUCGUCCAGUCAUGUUUGACGUGUCAGCAAGUAAAGGCUGAACAUCAAAGACCAGGUGGAGAACUUCAGCCUAUCCAGAUUCCAGAGUGGAAAUGGGAUGAGAUAUCCAUGGACUUUAUUAUGGGUUUGCCGAAGACAACGGGAGGUUAUGACGCUAUAUGGGUUAUAGUGGACAGAUUGACUAAAUCUGCUCAUUUUAUCCCAAUUUCAGCAAGUAUAUCUUUGGAGAAGUUGGCAAAGUUAUAUAUUCAGGAGAUUGUGAGACUGCAUGGUGUCCCGAAGAGUAUUAUUUCUGACAGAGAUUCCAGAUUUACCUCUCACUUUUGGAAGUGCGUACAACAGUCAUUGGGCACGAAGUUGAAGUUUAGUACCGCUUUUCAUCCUCAGACCGAUGGUCAGACAGAGAGGACAAACCAGAUUUUAGAGGAUAUGCUACGGGCAUGUGCACUAGAUUUUCAAGGAGGAUGGGUGAAAUACCUAAGUUUGGCGGAGUUUGCUUAUAAUAAUAGUUAUCAAGCAACCAUUGGCAUGGCUCCGUAUGAGGCGUUGUAUGGGAGAAGGUGUAGAUCUCCCAUAUCAUGGUAUGAAACAGGUGAGAAGAAGAUCCUAGAAGAGGAACUGCAAGGGAGGACUGAGUUGAUAGAUGAGACCUCAGAAGCUAUUAAGAGCAUUCGGCAAAGGAUAGAAUCUGCCCAGUGUAGACAGAAAAGUUAUGCAGAUGUUCGAAGAAGGCCUCUAGAGUUUGAAGUGGGGGAUUUUGUUUUCGUUAAGAUAGCCCCGAUGAAGGGUGUGAUGCGGUUUGGAAGGAAAGGAAAGCUUAGCCCAAGAUUCACCGGACCAUAUGAGAUCACUAGACGAGUAGGGAAAGUAGCUUAUGAGCUCGCGCUACCUGAAGAGUUUUCUGGCAUUCAUAAUGUCUUCCAUGUUUCGAUGUUGAGGAAAUACUUUGCUGAGCCGGAGCAUGUUUUGAUACCCCCAACAAUAGAAGUGCAAAAUGAUUUGUCUUUCGAGGAGAAGCCAGUACAAAUUCUUGACCGAGAGGUUAGACGUCUCCGGAAUAAAGAGAUAGCUCUAGUAAAAGUGUUGUGGCGAAAUGACAAAGUUGAAGAAGCUACUUGGGAGGUUGAAGAUGACAUGAGGCGGCGUUAUCCUGAGUUGUUCUAAGUUUCGAGGACGAAACUUUUAUAAGGUGGGAGGGGUUGUAACACCCCGAUUUUAGCGAUCUAGUUACUUUAAUCUUUUAUUUUAUUUAGUCAGUUAAAUAAGAUUAUUGUAUGAAUAAUGUGAUUUAUUGUUUGUUCAUGUGUUUUUCUGGCAGGUAACGUUGACCGGUAAGCUCUAAUAAUUUUAAGUGGAGAAAUAAGUAAUGCUUUAAAACUUAAUCAGUUUAUUUUGAAAUAGAAAAUACUUUUAAUGUUGAUAUUUUUUUAGAGAGAAUUAGAGACCCAGAUCAGUUAAUUGGGCCGACUAAGUAUUCUUUAUUAUUAUUUUAAAAACCCUUAAGGAGUAUACGUAUGUAGGUUAGCAAUAUAUUUAUCAGCCCUAAAUUUUCCCACAUACGUCAACAUUCCUUCUUGUAGCAGUCCUCUUUUCUCUUCCUCUCAAGUCUCAAAGUACUUCUUCCUAAAUUCAAUCAAGAGCUUCUAUUCGAGUUACACAUCACCAUCUUGCCGGGUAAGCUUCUCGUUUAGUCGUUUAUGUGCUUUAUUUUCUACCGUGAGAUCAUCAUUUAGAUUUUGAAAUCCUACUAGUUUUGGGGUUAAUCUUUUGCGUAUAAUUCAAAAGUUCGACUGCUGCUAUCACUUAUUUUCACCUCCUAUAUGGGCUGCUAGCAAUUUAAUUCUUUUAAGUUGGGUGAGUUUUGUUGCUACACCAGUUUUGGCUUCACUUGAGUAUUCACGUGUUAAUGGGGUAUUGUUAUAAGGGGUUUUAUUGAUAGUAUUUUGAGUUCGUAUAAGUUUAUGAGUUUAGGGAUUAUUUUGAGUUCCUCCAUUGCUUUUAAUUUAAUCGUGGAUCAAUUUGGCUGUUCAACUCUUUUCAGUUUAAAAAGAAGUUUAUGUACAGUUUUGAAAACAGAUCUAUUUCUUAAAACAGAUCAGUUGGGAAAGUUUCAUAAAUUCAAGUAAAAUUUUGCGGUAGAAUAAACUUAUAGCUAGAUUUUGCAGAUUUAGCCUAACUAGGUGUGCUUCCAGAUCUUUAAAUUGUAAAAUGUCAUUUUAUAUCCAAUCUGGAAACUCAUGAACACCAUCGUACAUGAUUGAGAUAGGUAGCCAUUUUCUUUUUCCACCUGAAGUUAGUAUGCAGCAGUCAUAUUUUUCAUGAGGAUUUGCUUUAUUUGAAAAGUGAGGUUUUUAUUAGAUUAUUUCAUUUAAAUAAAGAUUAAAAGAAGAGCUUAUCGGAAGACGUUAUCUGGGAGUCACAUUUAUUUGAGUAUUUGCAGUUCAGCCUCUACAGGUAAGUUCACUACCACCUGUACAUGUUUGUUCAACCAAAUGCAAGAAGUCUGGUUGAUUUUUAAUAGAUAAUUUUAGACUAUUUGCUAUUAUGUGAACUACGUGAAUUAUGUGAUGAGUUAUUUUAUUGCUAAAUUAAGUUAUGUUUAUUAUCUGGCAUAGUCAAGAUUUGUUAGUACUUUCGUUUCCAGAUUUAAUGAUGUUUAGUCAAACGUCACCAUAAAAAGAACUAAUACUUAAAGUGAAAGAUUAAGUGAUAUGUACUCGGGAACUAGAUCCCUCAGAUUAGCAGUUUUAGUUUUAGAUAGUCCGAUAUGUUUAGUGGGUCGCUCCCCUGAGCUGUCGGAUUGGCGCCAUUGAGUACAUAUCACGGGCCCACAGUUAAAAUUAGCCACAAAGAGUUUAUAGAAAGUUUAUGAGAUCUCUUUCAGAAAGAUUUACAGAAAGUUUUUGAGAUCUCUUUCAGAGAGUUUUACAGAGAUGUUUUCAAAAAAAAAAAAAAAAAAAAAAAAUUGAGAUCUCUAGCAGUUUUAAGAAAAAUAUUUUAGGAAAUAUUUUUCCUUUGAGAUCUCUCUCAGAAUGUAAUAGAGAAGUUAUGUGUUAGUUGUUUGUUCAGUGCAUGCUUAUAGCCUAAAUUUUAUCUAUUGAUAAAUUGGCAUAGACUUCUAGAUAUUUUUGUGGAUCCAUAGUGACUUACUAAGCGUAAAGCUUAUCAGUUUCUUUCUUCGCAUGUACAGAUACUAAAGGUAAGGCCAAGGCCUAGGAAGGUGAUGAAAGAGUGGAACGCGUGCCAAGAUGAGUUGACGGGGACGACCUUGGCGGCUUCCAGCUAGCUAUUAUUAUGUCUCAUUAUUUUAGAUAUUGUUCUAAGGAGUUUAUUAUUAUUAUUAUUAUUAUUUUUAUUUAUGGUUUGAAGUUUGAAUAAAUUCCUGGAUCCAGGUGGUUAUCACAUUUGCUAGUGAUAACUAGACUUUAUUGAGUUUUUAUUUGGAGUUAAAUUUUAGCUACAUUUGAGAUUUUAUCAGGGUUAUUUCUUAAACAAACGGCCGUUAUAUUGCAGUUUAUUUUUAAAAGUAGUAUGCUAGUGUAGCGUUUCC
Molecule: messenger RNA, 9613 nt
Organism: Cuscuta epithymum
Lineage: Eukaryota; Viridiplantae; Streptophyta; Magnoliopsida; Solanales; Convolvulaceae
Source: the annotation of a GenBank genome assembly